AUGGGAGAGUCGCACCCUCUCCCUGAAGGGUUCACUGAACUCGAAAUGUUUGGCUUUGGCACAGUUAUGAUGGCGGAAGCAUUACUUGGGUUCUGCCUGAAUGGGCUGACAAUCAUUUGUUUCCACAAAAUCAAAGAACUUCGGACUCCUGGCAACUUCCUGGUUUUCAGCCUCGCCUUAUCCGACUGUGGGAUCUGCAUCAACGCAUUCGUUGCUGCCUUCUCUAGCUUCUUAAGACACUGGCCCUACGGCUCUGACGGCUGCCAGGUGCACGGAUUCCACGGGUUCUUAACAUCCCUUUCCAGCAUUAGUUUUGCAGCUGCAGUUGCCUGCGACCGAUACCAUCAUUACUGCACUAGAAGUAAAUUACAGUGGAGCUCGGUCAUUUCCAUGGUGCUCUUUGUGUGGCUGUUUGCGGCCUUUUGGUCUGCAAUGCCACUUCUGGGAUGGGGCAAAUAUGAUUAUGAACCCCUCAGGACCUGCUGCACAUUGGACUACACUAAAGGAGACAUAAACUAUGUCACAUAUCUUAUUGCUCUGGCCUUUUUCAAUUUUGUGAUCCCGGUUUUCAUCAUGCUAACAGCCUACCAAUCUAUAGAUCAGAAGUUCAAGAAAACGGGACAAUACAAGUUUAAUACCGGCUUGCCAGUGAAAUCUUUGGUCAUUUGCUGGGGUCCUUACUCACUUUUAUGCUUCUAUGCAGCAAUUGAAAAUGUGACUUUCAUUUCACCCCAAAUCCGAAUGAUUCCUGCUGUCAUUGCUAAGAUUUCACCAGCAGUGAAUGCCUUCCUCUAUGCCCUGAGGAACGAGAACUACAGAGGAGGAAUAUGGCAAUUCCUUACAGGACAGAAGACUGAGAAAGCUGAAGUGGAUAACAAAACAAAAUAA
This is a messenger RNA of Eublepharis macularius, 888 nucleotides long. RefSeq names its product retinal G protein coupled receptor (gene RGR). Gene Ontology annotation, cellular component: membrane. Gene Ontology annotation, molecular function: G protein-coupled receptor activity. The transcript has 7 exons. Bases 1 to 888 code for a protein of 295 amino acids. Lineage: Eukaryota; Metazoa; Chordata; Lepidosauria; Squamata; Eublepharidae. Gene Ontology annotation, biological process: G protein-coupled receptor signaling pathway; phototransduction; visual perception. The record is from RefSeq and is a predicted model, not a curated record.